AUGGCCGACCGCAAGAACCCAGAGGCCGUGCCCGGGCGACACUCGCACGCCGUUCCGGCGCCUUCUUUCCCCACCCACAACUCUCCGCGCACCUGGUUUCUCACACAGGGGCUGUCGCCGCUGGCCGUGCGGCUGACGCGGCUGCUGCUCGCGCACGGCGACUACGUCGUGGCCUGUCUGCCGCCACAGGAGCUGGCGGACGAAGCACGCAGUGCCGAGUUCCGCGAGCUGGCCAGCGAGUGUCGGACGGCGGCGGGAUCGACAGCGAUGACAGGGACGACAGGGACGGCAACAACGACGAUGGCAUCCAUGACAGCAACACCGCUGACAACACCAGCAGGGACUCGCCAUCGGGACCGCGAGGGCUGGAAGGACCGGCUGCGCGGAAUCCGCUGCGACGGGCGGCAGAUGGGCCAGUGCGCGGCAGCGGUGGCGGAGGCGGUGGCGGCGUUUGGGCGCAUCGACAUCCUGCUGUGCUGCAAGAGCGAGUCGGUGGUGGGCGCGGUCGAGGAGCUGGCGCUCGCAGGCGGGGCGUCGCCGGCCGUGCUGGACCAGUUCGACAGCAUCUUCUUCUCGCAGGUCAACGCGAUCAAGGCGGCCCUGCCGCAGCUGCGGGCCCAACGGACUGGCCAUGUCGUCGCGCUCAGCAGCGUGGGCGGCCAUAUCGGCAUGCCCGGCAUGCCCAUGCAUACGGCCGCUACGGCCGCGCUCGAGGGCUACUGCGACUCGCUGGCCUACGAGAUCGCCCCGUUCAACAUCAAGGUCACCGUCGUCCAGCCCAACACCGAGGUCCAGAUGCUCACGAAUCGCAUCGUCUUUGCCCCGUCUCUGUCCGCCUAUGCCAGCACCCUCGUGGCAGCACCAGCACCUUUGACAGCACCGCCACCUGCGGCCACAGACUUGCUCUCUCCUGCCCACAACAACGGCGGCGAGCCGGCUGCGCCCACCGUCCGCGACAUGCUCAUCCGCGUGCUCAACACACAUCCCGACACGGCUGUCCCGGCCACCAACAAUGCCGCCAGCCGCUCGCCUGUUAGCCGGUUCCCGCGGCUGUCGCCGGCUGCGCUUGACGGACUCGUCCUGGAAACGGUGCACGCGCUGGCUGCCAUUGGCGGCCACGAGAACCCGCCGUCUCGCCACAUUGUCGGCUUCGAGGCCAGCGCGUCCGUGCAGGACAAGCUCAAGACGGUCACAGAGGAGCUCGAGGACUUUGUCGAGGCCAGCGUGGCCGUCGACAUCUUUGACAGCGAGCUCAGGGCAGAGGCACGCAAGGGGCGUCUUGCUGUCGCCGUGGCUGCGUCGGGGGUUGCAGAUGGCGGAGGAAUGGCCGACUAG
Molecule: messenger RNA, 1335 nt
Organism: Grosmannia clavigera kw1407
Lineage: Eukaryota; Fungi; Ascomycota; Sordariomycetes; Ophiostomatales; Ophiostomataceae
Product: short chain dehydrogenase reductase
Exons: 2
Coding region: 1-1335 (444 amino acids)
Source: RefSeq, a predicted model, not a curated record